GUACAAUGUAUUUGGAAAUCGAAAUCGACGAGAGUGGUGGGCGCGGGCGUGGGCGUGAGCGCGAGCGGGGCAGGGAGCGCCAGCCCCGUGAGGCUGAGGAGGACGAGGAGCAGCUCAAGAUGAGGCUGGACAGAAGGCCCGAGCGGGACACGACCAAGACGCGCCUGCUGCGGAGGAGGCACCGCCACCGGAGGGCGAGGCUCGAGAGACAGAGUGAUGGGAGCGCCAGCUUCCUGCGGGCGGCACGGGCGGGGAACCUGGAGAAGGUGCUGGAGUUCCUGAAGACCAACACGGACAUCAACACCUGCAAUGCGAAUGGGCUGAAUGCACUACACCUGGCCAGCAAGGAGGGGCAUGUGAAUGUGGUACGCGAGCUGCUCCAGCGUGGCGCCAAUGUGGAUGCCGCCACCAAGAAAGGGAACACAGCUCUUCAUAUUGCCUCCCUUGCUGGUCAGGAGGAGAUUGUGAAGGUGUUGGUACAGCACCAAGCUCUGGUCAACAUCCAGUCCCAGAAUGGCUUCACACCGCUCUACAUGGCAGCCCAGGAGAACCACGACAGUGUGGUGCGCUUCCUCCUGGCCAACAAUGCCAAUCAGAGUCUUGCCACCGAGGAUGGGUUCACUCCACUGGCAGUUGCCCUGCAGCAAGGACACGACAAGGUGGUAGCAGUGUUGCUGGAAAAUGAUACUAGAGGGAAGGUCCGCCUCCCUGCUCUUCACAUUGCUGCUAAGAAGGAUGACACAAAGGCUGCUGCUUUGCUUCUUCACACCGACCACAACCCAGAUGUCACCUCUAAGUCAGGGUUCACUCCACUGCACAUAGCCUCCCACUAUGGCAAUGAAAACAUCGCUAAUCUCCUCAUCCAACGUGGUGCUGAUGUAAAUUAUAUUGCCAAGCACCAAAUUACACCUCUACAUGUGGCCUCCAAGUGGGGCAAAGGAAACAUGGUGUCACUGUUAAUAGACAAAGGAGCGAACUAUGAGGCUAAGACCAGGGAUGGUCUCACGCCCCUCCACUGUGCUGCCAGAUCCGGCCAUGAGGCAGUGGUGGACAUGCUCCUGGAGAAAGGGGCUCCAAUAACCAGCAAAACAAAGAAUGGCUUGGCCCCACUACACAUGGCUUCUCAGGGGGAUCACGUUGAUGCCGCCCGAAUCCUUCUCUACCACAAGGCUCCUGUCGAUGAUGUCACAGUCGACUUCCUCACUGCUCUUCAUGUUGCUGCUCACUGUGGACAUGUCCGAGUGGCCAAGCUGCUGCUGGACCGUAAAGCUGAAGCCAACGCACGAGCUCUCAAUGGCUUCACUCCCCUCCACAUCGCUUGUAAAAAGAACAGGAUCAAGGUGGUGGAAUUGCUCCUCAAGCAUGGCGCCAGCAUUGAGGCGACCACAGAGUCAGGAUUAACUCCCCUCCAUGUGGCUUCCUUCAUGGGCUGCAUGAACAUUGUGAUAUACCUGCUCCAACACUCUGCCACUGCUGAUGUGCCAACUGUACGAGGAGAAACACCUCUCCACCUUGCCGCCCGGGCCAACCAGACCGACAUCAUCCGCAUUCUGCUGAGGAAUGGAGCACAGGUGGAUGCCAGAGCCCGGGAACAACAAACUGCACUGCACAUUGCAUCCCGCUUGGGCAACAGCGACAUUGUGGUGCUGCUUCUUCAACAUGGGGCUGCUGUUGAUGCCACCACCAAGGACCACUACACAGCCUUGCACAUUGCUGCCAAGGAGGGCCAGGAGGAGGUGGCCAGUGUGUUGUUGGAGCAUGGCGCCUCCCUUACCUCCACCACCAAGAAGGGAUUCACACCCCUCCAUCUGGCGGCCAAGUACGGAAACAUGAAGGUUGCUCGCUUGCUGCUUCAGAAGGAUGCUCUUGUUGAUGCUCAAGGGAAGAAUGGUGUCACUCCCCUUCAUGUGGCAGCUCACUACGACCACCAGAAUGUGGCACUGCUGUUGUUAGAUAAGGGAGCCUCCCCUCACGCCACUGCCAAGAACGGCUACACACCUCUCCACAUUGCUGCUCGCAAGAAUCAAAUGGACAUCGCCACCACCCUGCUGGAGUAUGGGGCCAGUGCCAAUGCUGAGUCCAAGGCUGGCUUCACACCACUUCAUCUGAGCUCUCAGGAGGGUCACACUGACAUGGCCACACUCCUGAUUGAGCACAAUGCUGCACCAGGUGCUUGUGCUAAGAAUGGACUGACGCCACUACACUUGUGUGGCCAGGAGGACAGAGUCAAUGUUGCUGCCAUCUUAGUCAAGCAUGGUGCUCAGAUUGACCCAGUGACAAAGGCUGGCUACACACCACUGCAUGUCGCCUGUCACUUUGGGCAGAUGAACAUGGUGCGCUUCCUCCUCCAGCACGGAGCCAAGGUCAACUCCACCACUCAGCUUGGCUACACACCACUCCACCAAGCAGCUCAGCAAGGCCAUACCCAGAUUGUCAACUUGCUGCUAGAAAACAAGGCCGAACCAAACACGGAGACAAACGACGGCAAGACGGCGCUAAGCAUUGCUCAGCGUCUCGGCUACAUCUCUGUAGUCGAGACGCUGAAGAUAGUCACUGAGACCACCAUCAACACCACCACCACCACUACCACUGAGGAGAAGUACAAGGUGGUGGUGCCAGAGACAAUGCAUGAGACCUUCAUGAGCGAGUCUGAGGAUGAGGGAGGUGACGACACUAUGGUCUCCUCCAUGUUCGGUAAGCCGCAGCACGUCACCCUCCCGUACUAUGAAGGACAGUUUCGCUACACCAGUGAUGAUACAAUGUUGGGUGACCAGUCAUAUCGCUAUCUCACUGUGGAUGAGAUGAAGUCACUUGGCGAUGAUUCUCUCCCAAUUGAUGUGACAAAGGAUGAAAAGAUGGACAUGUCCUUCAGCAGCAACCAAAUGGCAGCUCCUCCUGUUGCUCCAGCAGAUCACUUGAGUCCCCAGCACCAGAAGGAGCACUAUGCCCAGAUGACAGCCAGCUAUCCCGCUGACAAUGUGGAUGUUGGCAAGACACCCAUUCUUGCUGGACCCGAGUCCCUGAACACCACUCUCAACACAACCAUUGACUCAGCCAUGAUUGAGGCUCAGAUUGAGCCUCAAAUUAUCCAGACCAAGUUGGCUCCUCAGCAAAUGGUUGAGAACAGCACAGACUUAGCCAACAGUGGGUCUGUGUCUGAAAAGGCAGCAGAAAUUCUCAAUGGGUGGGAAGGGUUCCUGGUGAGCUUCAUGGUGGAUGCCCGGGGCGGAGCCAUGCGAGGCUGCCGCCACUCUGGUGUGCGAGUCAUCAUCCCACCUCGCAAGGCUGCCAUGCCCAUGAGGGUCACUUGCCGCUAUCUGAAGAAGGAUAAAUUGGUCCAUGCUCCUCCCCUGAUGGAGGGUGAGGCGCUGGCAUCCCGCAUCCUGGAGAUGGGUCCUGCAGGUGCCAAGUUCUUAGGCCCUGUGAUCAUUGAGGUGCCACACUUUGCCUCUCUGCGUGGGAAGGAGCGUGAGAUUGUGAUCCUUCGUUCUGACAAUGGAGAGACGUGGCGAGAGCACACCCUGGAGGCCACAGAAGAGGCGGUGCAGGAGGUCCUCAACGAGAGCUUUGAUGGAGAAGAGUUGAAACAACUGGAAGACCUCAACACCAAUCGCAUCACUCGGAUCUUGACCACUGACUUCCCUCAGUACUUUGCCAUUGUGACUCGCAUCAGACAAGAGGUUCAUGCGAUUGGUCCAGAGGGAGGGAUGGUGUCAUCCACUGUGGUGCCACAGGUGCAGGCUGUUUUCCCUCAAGGAGCUCUUACCAAGAAGAUCAAAGUUGGACUUCAGGCUCAGCCAAUCCCGACUGACUUGGUUGCUAAACUCUUGGGCAACCGAGUAGCUGUCUCUCCAAUAGUGACUGUGGAGCCACGCCGCCGCAAGUUCCACAAGCCCAUCACCCUCACCAUCCCAGUGCCUCAAGCCUCCAGCAAAGGCAUGAUCAACCAAUACUCGGGUGAGGCACCCACCCUGCGCCUCCUCUGCUCCAUCACGGGGGUGUUUCGGAAAAGAUCUUUGAAAGGCGGCACAACCCGUGCCCAGUGGGAGGAUGUGACAGGUUCCACACCUCUCACCUUUGUCAACGACUGUGUCAGCUUCACUACCACUGUCUCGGCAAGAUUCUGGCUCAUGGACUGUAGCAACAUACCAGAAGCAACCAAAAUGGCAACUGAACUGUACCGUGAGGCCAUCCACGUACCUUUCAUGGCCAAGUUUGUUGUGUUCAGUAAGAGGCAUCAGCUGGAAGAAGCAAGAAUGAGAGUGUUUUGUAUGACAGAUGAUAGAGAAGAUAAAACUCUGGAGCAUCAGGAGCUAUUUGUGGAAGUUGCCAAAUCUCGUGAUGUUGAAGUUUUGGAAGGUAAACCACAGUUCCUAGAAUUUGCUGGAAACCUAGUUCCAGUAACCAAGUCUGGAGACCAGCUUGCCUUCAACUUUUAUGCGUUCCGUGAAAACCGCCUUCCAUUCACUGUCCGUGUGAAGGAUCAACACGCUGAUCCCAUUGGUAGAGUGGCAUUCAUGCGGCAGCCAAAGGACGGGUGUUGGAGGAAGGCUUCACUAAUCAGCCUGAUAAAGCCUCCUGUGUUUCAGGUUGGGCGUGGUGAUCCCCCUCAAACCCCCAUCUGUAACCUCAACAUUGCCCUGCCUGACAACAUCCAACCUGAACCUGCGCCCUCAGAGCCUGACCUCCUUGCCUUGGAGAAGAAAUACUCUUUCUUAUCCAUUAGCAAAGCAGACACCAUCCACAGGGCAAACCUUCGCCUCACAGACAUCUCCAACAUGCUGGGUACUGACUGGGUGGCUCUUGCACAUGAGCUGGAAGUCACUGACUCUGACAUCAACAUCAUCAAGUCCCAGUACCCAGACAAUGCUCCUCAGCAAGCCAUUGUCAUGCUCAGACUUUGGAUGCAAACUGCAGGAAACAAGGCUUCUGGGAACACUGUUGGGAAGGCUUUGCGAAAGAUCAAUCGUGAAGACAUUGUGAAGCAGUGCAUCUUCAAUGUGGAAGUGGUCACUGAUGACAUUGAAAGAGCGAUGGCAAAGGCACACUUCGACCAGUCUGGGUUUGACACCUUCAAAGAUGAGCUUGGCCCUUCAAGGGAUGCAACACUUAACAGGGACGUCUCCUUGGAUGUCUCAUAUGAUGAGCAGGACAUGAUGAAGCGCUUUAAGGAAUUGAGGGAAGCAGAGAGUGCAGAGGAGGAAGAGGAGAACCAAAGAGCAUACCACGACAAGAGCAGUCGGGAGCAGCACACUGCAGACUUAUCACCAACUUACGAGAGUGAGGAGAAGAAAUAUGCUGGUGAGGAAAAAGUUGUCACUGAUGAGAAAGUGACCAAGGAGGAAGCUGCUGAUGAUUCCACCACUUUUACUUCAUUCACUGCCACAUCUACACCAAUUAAAAAAGACACCAAGGAAGAAGAAAAACUUGAGGCAGAAAAGAAAGAUAAGGCUUCAAAGCCAACACAAAUUGUCCCUGACACUCUUCAAGAAAGCAAAGAACAAACCACUGUCACUGAUAAGGAUGCUAAAAAACCUGCGGAAGAAUCAGUGACAAAGGAAAGCAUUUCCAAAGAGCAACCAGAAAGUGUGGAGAAGGGAAAACCUGCUACCAUUGUAAAAGAAGAAAUUAAAGAGAAAGAAAUUGAUACAACACCUGUGGUUAAGGAAAAAGUAGAGCUUGAAGAGAAAAAGAAAGAGGAUGAGAAGCCAGAGGCUUCACAAAAAGAGCCUGAGAAAACUGUCACUUCAACAACAAAAACAGAGGUGGUUGGUGGGCCUGGAGAUGUCACAACAGUCACUACAGAGACAAAAUCUUACACAACAGCUGAUGAUGGAUCUGUACAAGAGCAUAUUGUUGUGAAGAAACAAACCACCAAAGUUGUUGAUGGAAAGGAGAUGGAAGAGGACAAAUCAGCUAUUCUUCAGAAACUUGGAGAAGAACUUGGCAAACUGGAUGAGCAGCUGGAGGAAAAAUUCAAGAAGAGAAAAGCUGAGAAACCAGAAGUGGUACAAGAGGAGGUGAAAGAGGAGGCAGUAGUUGCACAGCGCCGUGAGGGCCAGACCCAGCCCACCUCACAGGUUGUGGUAGAACACGGCUCAGAGCCACCCACUCUCCCAGCUACCACAACCACCACAACCACCAGCAUCACUCCCAUCCCAGAUGGUUUCACUCAGGCGUCUGUUGAGUCCAGCCAGAUGUCCUCCACACGGGGCACCGCUGAUGUGAGCUUUCCGGGUGCUGAUACAGCAGUAAAGCAGCUUGAUGGAGCCUUAACCCAGCAGACGGUGCCCUGGAUAGAAGAUGGAAGGAUAUCCCAUGAAGACCCACCUCACCAAUCUUCAUACCAUAAGAAGGAACACUCUCAAGCCAUAUCCACAAUCUUACCUGCUGAUAAGGCACACAGCAACCGAACAGAGGAGCGAGGCUGCAGUCCCAUUACUGUGCUGGAGGCAAGACACAAUGCAGAAGAAAUACCAGGAAAACCCCAUGCAAGAGGAAGCUCACACACCAUCACUACCACUACCAGCUGGGGCGCACCUCUCUCAGCAACAACUAAUAUUCAGAUUGAGGAUGAAAACUCGCCUCAUUGCCUACAAUUCACAUUGCACUCUGAGAGUCGUGUCACCCUUCAUGCCUCAAAGGAUGUCAUUCAGGAUAUGCAGCUUGUUAAGCAGCAACAAGAACAGAAGCAGCCACAAGAGUUACAUCAGACAUCAGCAGAAAAGAAGCACCAUGAAGGGACUUCAGACUUUUUAGUUUCAGAGGAGUUAUGUAAAGGAAGUCAAGAUCAAGGAACAGAAGAAAGGUUAGACAAAUCAUUAGAUAUAUCAACCUCUGAAAAAGCUUCAGUAAAAAGUGAGGUGGAAACUUCAGAUUUAAAACACAUUGAGUGUAGGCAAAAGGAUAGUAGUGAUGAAAAAAUGGUGAGUGAAGCUGAAAAAGAAAUUAUACCUUCUGAUAUUACCAGAGUGGAAGAUGCACCAGAAUUUGAUUCCACUUCAGUAAUGUUUUUGUCUGAAGACAAAACUGUUCCUAAAGAGACAAUUGCAGAAGAGGCAAAGGGAGUGACACCUGAAACCCUAGAUAAUGAAGCCAUAGCAGCUUCAGUUGAUGAUCAUGACCAGGCAGCAAGUGAAGUCACAGCAUCAUCAGCACACCGUCCAACAACACUCAUGAUAACCUCGAAUUCUAACGAAUCAUCCGAUGAUGCAGAAUGCACAACGAACGACCACACCAGACUUGGUGGGGAAAACGACAUUCCUCAGGAUCCUGAACAAGAAGGAGGUAUGGCAGGCGAAGAAGAAUCUAAACAAGAAGAAUCCGACAAAAAGCAAUCCACAACAGUGAGUGAACGACUGUCUGGUAGUGAGAGUGGUGCUGUGCCUCGCCUUGAGCGCUCCGUGCGCUCCUCACCUCGCACAACCACUUUGGUCAAAGUGAAAGUGGAGAAGAGGCCAGUGGGAAGCCAUUCCCAAGUGCGAGACAGAAACUCGCAUGACCAUAUGACAGUUGUUCGCACCCAUUCUGUGGAGGAAGAAGUACGUGGCUUGAUGCAGGAGGUGAAGGAGGCCACUAGCCAGAUAAAACAGGAAGUGAAAGAGCUGCGGCAGGCAGACACACCCACUCCUGAUACUCCCACUCCUCUUAGGGAGUUCAAAGAAUUUUUAAAUCGAGAAGAGGAACAGGAGCAGGAACGGCUGCCCACAAUAAAAGAAAUAUGCCGAGAAAGUGAGGAGGAUUCUUCUGCCGGUACGGGAGCUCCUAGUAUCUUUGGUAAACGACCAGGAAUAGAAUCCUUCUUCUACAAAGGUUUUUUCCUUCCGUCAGGGACCCAUGAGGCAAGCCAGCCUACUGAGCAUCAGACUUCACUUCCCGAAGAACAAGCCGCCUCCAGCCAACCUACUUCAGGCACCAAGGCAGGCUCAGAUGUGGGAGUGGUGUUUACAGAACGUAAAGAGUAUGGGGGCGGGGUGAAGACAUCUGCAGAGACGACAGGCGGACACUCGCACAUUUCACCCUCACCUGUCCUUCAUCCUUCCCAGAGCAUCCAGUCCUCAUCCUCUACCUCAUUCCAACAAAAACUUCCUUGCACAACUUCUGUAAAUGUUGAAGACAGUCAGAGUUCUCAUGAUGAACCUCAUGUUCCAAGUAGACCAAGUAGAAGGCAUGAACGCACAUUCUCUCAGGCAACUAAUAUCUUUACUGGAGCAAUUCCCACAGAAACAAAGGUUGAGUCAAAGAAAGUUGAAGACAUUAAAGAGGAACAAAUAGGAAUAACUGAAGACAUUAAACCUUAUUCUGAACGUAAACAGUUCUGGGAAAGCGUCACGUCUCAGUCUUUUGAGUCAAAAAGUAGUCAUUUACUGAAAAGUGAAACUGAGAGUGACACUGAUACUACAGGUACCGAUGGAACUGUCCUUGAACAAAAAGUAAGAAAGACCAAAGUUUCUUCAACAGAAAGUAAUGAUUCUGAGUCAGAAUACCUUGCUCAGAGGGUUGAUCCCAGAUUUUAUGAAAAUGCAGGUUUUGCAGGAACUGAAAAGAUUGAUGUAUCUACAGAAUCAGCCAGAGAAAGAACAAUUAGUCCUUUUGAGGUCUUACGCUCAGAAGAACCAACGGAUGAACUUCCUUCACCGGAAGACAUAGCAUUUAAAGAUGUGUCAUCUAAGAGGGCCCUUUUUGAAAAGGAAAUAAAAAGACAGUCAAUGGAAAUUGAAGAGAGUCAGUCAUGGAAGAGAUCUUCAAAGGAAUAUGAUGAGACAUUAGUGGUAUCAGAAGAAACUGCUUCAAGUACUUUGAAAAAGAAGGAAGAGAGGGAAAGUAAAAUUAGUGAAACUAUUGAAAAGGAUAAAGAAAUAAAGAAAAAGUUUGAAAGCAAGAAAGAUGAUUUAUCAAAAACUGAUUUCAAGACAGAAAUUACAUCCAAAAGUGAUAAAUUAAGCAGUGUGGAAGACAGAUCAGAAGUGACAGAAUCAUCUAAAUUACACCAGGAAAAAAUGCAAAAGAAAGAGGAAAAAGUAACAUCUGAAUUGGGGGCUUUGGGCAAGAAAUCUGUUACACAGAGAGAUGCCUCUACUGAAAAAAGGGAAAAGGAAGUAUCUGAAAAGGAAGCAAAAAUAAUUCAUGAGAAGAAGGAUAGUUAUAGUAGAACUUUCUCAAAGUCAGUUUCAAAAUCAGAAGAAAAAACAGAAAGUUCAUCAGAAGCCAAGGAAACCGUCCAUACAUUAUCAACUGAUGACCAAGACACUUCUAAAGAUGAAAUGACAGAGGAAGACAUUACCAGGACUGAGGAGACUUCUGAUGAAGAGCCUGAAGAGAAACUUGCUGCUGAUAAAACAACAGUGGAUGUGACAGAGGAGUCUCGCCAGUUAGGUGAUACUAGAGAAACUGUUGUCAGAGAAACCACAACCACAAGAGAAGGAGACCAAGAGCAAAGAGUUGUCAAGGAAACAAAGACUCAAGAAACAGCAAUGGCUGAUGGCUCAACUAUCAAAACUACCUCAAUUACAACUUUUACAACCCAAUUAGAAACAAAAGAUCAGGAGGAACCCAAACCCUAUUCUGCAAAAACAGCAAAAGAAAAGGCUGAGGCUUAUGUAAAGCAACAAAUGAAAUCUGACAUAUUUUCAGAGGAGCUUUCAUCUUCAGCAGAGGACCAAAGCCCAGAGCAUAAGGUGUUGACUCCAAAAGAUACAAUUGCUCCUGUUUCCCGAGAACAGAAGUCACACCCCUUAUCAAGCCCAAUCUUAGUACCGGAGGAAAAAAUUGAAGAUGUUGUCUGGGAGGUGUCUCAAGAACGAUCUGAAACUGUGUUGUCCGAAACUGUGGAGGACAUUCCUGUUCAACAGUCUUAUGAAACACAACAUGUGAGGGACUUGUCAUCUGAUGAAUCAAGAGUGUUAGAAAAACCACAACCAGAACAAGCAACUGAAGCAACUAAGCAUAAAUUGAGUGAAGAGGAAGCACGAAAACUUGCUAUUGAAAUUGUGGAAGAAGUAAAAACUGAGGCUGUGAAGCGCUCUCCCCUAGUCACUCCAUCACAGACCUUUCAAGAAUUUCCACAAGAACCUGAAGACACCACAGAUGGAGCUACUCAGCCAUCACUACCAAUCCCCAUCCCUGAAUCAGCAUUUACUCAAGAAACAACAUCCAAAAUUGAAAAAUACAUUCAAGAACAGUUAGGGGAAGAGGUGGAUGAAAAGCAGCUAAAGCUCAUUGAGUCAGUGACAGCCAAAAAAACUGAAUUAUUGCACAGAAAGCUUGUAGGUGGUCAGUAUCAGCAGAGUAUGGAAAUAACAGAUGAAGACCUGCGAUCUAGUGGAGCAGAACUCUCACCCAUUGAGCAUCACAUGGAACGCCUUCGCCAGAUGACUGAAGAAGAAGACAACCAGAGAUAUGCCAGAGAACCAUCGGAGGCUGAUGAAAGUGAAAGUUCAAUUAUUAUUCAUGAUACAGUUGAUGAUGUCAUAUCAAGUGAAUAUGAUCAAGCCACCCAGAUGAUUUCAAAAACCUUAGAUUCAAUUAAAACAGCAGAUAUUAGUAGAAUUGAAAGACCCAUAGAUACAAUAGAAGAAUUACCUGAAACUCCUGUUAUGCCCAUAGUGGAAGUUAAAGAACGAAAGAUGUCAGAAGUUCAAGAAGUAGCCAGGUUUAGUGACAGUGACAUUAAGGAAACUGCAAGACAAAUUGUGAAAGAAGUGACUGAAAUAGCAAAAGAGUCUGAGGCAGUCAAGCAAGCAUCACAAGCUGCCGACCUCAAACAGGCACCAGGAAGCCAAGACCAGGCCAAAAGUUGUAGUCCAAAGUCUGGCUCCAAACCAGGAUCUAGAAAAGGUUCCUGGAUGGAUGAUGAAGACUUAACACGAGAAUUUCGUAAAGACUAUGAAGAUAAAAAAAAAAUGUUCAAGGAAGAAAUGACUUCCGAUAAAUCAGACGCUUCUGAUGCAAAAGAUGAUGGAGCUGUGAAAGUUAAACAUCAGAAGAGCAGUGAAUCCCAAAAGGAAGUUCCUAUGGAGUCAAGUAUGACAGAGAGCAUGGAAGAAUCAAGUGCUGUUGAAAGCAUACGCUCCAUUGAGGGAAAAUUAAAGCAAGAAAUUGUACCAGAAAUCAGGGAAGGAGAGACUGAAAAAAAACACGAAGAGCGGUCUAGUAGUAGCCAUGAGGAAGUAGUCAUGAGAAAAAAAACACACAUUGAAGAAUUUAGCAGACGGUCAGGAGCAGAUUUUGAUACAUAUUCCAGUUCUGGAGAGAGUCAUUACUUCACUGCUGCGGAGGGAACAUCAGACAGCCGCACUGCCAGCAGACCUUGCUCUUCUGAUGUAGAAGCUCUAAUGUCUGAGCGCACAGGAACCUCAGAAUAUGACACAGCACUCACUUCACAGGACACUUCACAGUAUUCUAGUUACUCAUCUUCUUCUCGUGAAUACCGUACUGCUGCUAGUUCUAUGAGUUCAAGAGAUUCCAUGAAAUCAAUAGAUUCAGAAAGUUCUGGGAAUCUUGCUAGUGUAGAGCUCAGUGAGGCUUCUGAAACCCUCGUACCCUCUGCAUUGGAGCUUGAAAGAGAUAUGGACCUUUUAGAUCAAGAAAUAAUGGAGGAAGAUCAGUCCCAUUCUACUCAAGCUCAUCCUUCUAUUAUUCCACAACUAACAGUUCAAUCUGAUACACCAAAAUCAGAAGGUGUACCAUGUGCAUUUGACUUGGAGUCUGAUGAAGGAGAGUCUGAGCCAGAAGUGAAGGAGAAGGAACACCAUGUUGCAUCAAGAAUGAAAAGAUCAGUUGAGAUGACAUUCCAUCCUGAGCCAGUACCUAUUGCAGAAUGUAAGAAGGCUGGAGUGACAGGGAGUGUGGCUUCUAGCUUAGAAGAAAGCACUUUAUCUGAAAUGUCAGUAGUGACUGUUGUAGAACGAGAGAGAAGCCUACAGGGCUCAUUUCACUCAGAGUCCAGUAUGACAGCUUCUGCUGUGUCAGAACAAAUGGCAUCAUCAUCAGAAGGUCAACCAGCUGCACACCCCAUCACACGCACAGACAGCGGGGUUCUCACCACUGACACCGGAGAUGGUGACAUGGCCUUGCAUUCUGUAACAAUUACAGCAACAUCUGUUCCAUCAACAACAGAUUCAAGUACAGCUUCAAUGUGCACACAAGUAACAUCUGAGACACGCUCUCAAGCAGAACUUACAGAGAGUGAGCAGUUUUUUCACGCUAAUGGACCCACUGAAGUAGAUUACGUGCCUGAGUACGAUGAUGAAGUAAGAGGUGUGCGGCCAGUUGCAGCCCCUGCCUUGCCCCCUGUCCAGGAGGUGUCAGGUGCUGUAGCUGGCCCUUCAGAGGGCCCACAGAAAGUCACUGUUGUUGAAGAAUGUUACGAAACUGAAGCUGAUCAAGAAUAUGGACAAAUGAUGCGAGAGAGUGAAUAUUCAGACAUGGCUGAAGCAGAACUGCAGUAUUCUUUGGAGGAACAGCCAGAAUCUGAAAUGAGCAACAUGCUUGGAAUUGAGGAACCCAUUGAAAGACCAAAGACACCAGAACCAGGCUAUGUUCCUUCAUCCCGUCCUUCACACAUAACCGCCCAAUCUCUUGAUGAAUCUGAAGAGUUUACAGAAGUUGAUAAGAGGUUUAGUGCUAUAUUUUCUACUACAUAUGAGGAGAGAGAAGAAGGUGCACGAUCACUGGUGCCAGGUCUGAGUGUGGACAUCCCAGACAUAAGAGUCACAGAACACACAUUACCCAUGCCCAGUCAGUAUUGUUAUCCAGACCUUGAGAGAGAGGAAGAUUUCCCAGAGUGCCAAGUGCAGGCUGAGGUAGAUGCGAGUGGCCAAGAUGUUCCAGCUACUCCUGGAUCACAAGAGUCUGCUUCCACUUGUGCUUCUCGGAAGUCUUCUUCAACUGACUCAGAACAAGGGAGAGAAUAUUGCCUAGAUGAUGCUGCACAAGGACUGCCAUUUGAGUCAUUUGAAAUGGUUGAAGCUGGUGACAUUGAAGAUUUCUUAGAGUAUGAGAAGACACUAAGAAUGCAUGAAAAGCGUAUGUUAGAAAUGUCCCAAAUACAAGAAGAGGAAGAGGAGGAAGUUGAGGAGGAACAAAAGGUUCAUACAUCCCCCAUAAUGCCCAGUCAGUUAAAGGCUGUCAAGCUUGAGGCUAAAAGUCUAAGGAGUAGUGACUCUCAGUCCCAGGUUUCUGAUGAAGGCAGUGAGGAAGCAGAUUCAACCAUAGAAGAACAGAGACGUUGGUUAGAACUUCAGUUUGAAGAAAGCAGUGUGUCCAACUUUGAGUAUUCUCAACCCCCAUACAUGCAGCAUGUGUAUUCAGGACCCCUGGAAGACAUUGAGGAGGAGAAAGAAGACGCUGAACGUAGAGAUCUGUCACAUGUUGUCAAAGGCUCUUCACUUUCCUCAACUCCUGAAUAUGAUGUUUUAGCUGGAAGAAAAUUUUUUACUCGUAGUGGAGAACAUGAUGAUGUAUCAAUGAGUUCACUUCAGGAAUUUGAGAAUCUUGAGAGAGCAGUGGCUGUAGAUGCUGUAGCCAGAAGAUCAAGUUCAGGUUCACAAGAAUCUUUAAAUGGGAGAAAACCAGAAGGUAAGAGUGGACAAGGUGAUGACAUUUCUGUUGGAUCAUUUGCUUCAUUACAAGAAUUUGAACGCUUAGAAGAGGAAUGUCUGGAGGCUGAAAAGAUUGAGAAGAAAGCUAAAGAAGAAGAAGCAAUGCUAUCAGAAAUUGAAGAGGGUCAUGAGAGUCAGGUAUCUGAAUCUGAGAGUUGUGAAACAAUGUCAGAACCUGGCCAAGCAUCAGUUGACGGCGAGGAAUACGACCAAAGAAUGUUUGAGAUUGAUGAAAUAAUACGUCAAGCCCAAACCAAUGUAGAGAAGUUUGAUAAGACAAAGCCUGGGUAUGAAGGAGUACAACUACAAGACAUUGUAAGCAACGGUUCCGGAAGCAGCCGUGCAGACCGGACCCCAAGUGUAGGGAGGGAAGAGGGAGAUGCAGACUCUCUAGAGGAGGCUCAGCUUCCUGAACUUGAUUUAGAUCAGUCAGCUCCUGGGGCAACUUCCACCAAGCAAGACGUAAUGACUCUCAGCACUGACAGCAUUGAAACAUCAGCAAAGCAAAAAGUUCCACGGGAAACAAGUCAAGACUCACUGGAAAAGGUGGCUACCCGCACAUCAGACCCCAUGGCCACCAGUGUUGACAGCAUUGAUCUGGCAAGCCGACAUGAUCCCAUGACCACCAGUAUAGACUCCCUGGAAGGCCGUCGCAGAGGACAAGACCCCAUGUCAGCCUCCACUGACUCCAUAGAUCCUUACCGCCGUGAUGUCAUGGCCACAAGUAUUGACAGUCUGGGCAAGGAUGACUCCAGUGGGCGAGAUGCUGAUAUAAGUUCAGGCAGUGAGCAAGUAAGACCACUUCCCAGAGAUGGUUUGAUGGAAUGGAGCACUGAUUCUCUGGAGCCAACUUCGUCACAAGCAACCCAUGCCAUCUAUCACCAGUAUGACACGGAUUCUGUUAUGUCUGGUUCUUUUGCCAGUGGCUGCUCUAACACUCUAGUUGCAUCCACUGAAGGGUUACCAGACAUGAUGACCUCUUCUAUGUAUCUCCCUGAGGGGGAGUUGCCACCUCUUGAAGGUGAGGAACAACACACCCACUAUGUGCACACCAGUAGUGGUUCAGCAGCAGAGACUGUGGCACCAUCCGCUGAGCCUGGCUUCUCUCAUUCAAUCACUAGGGUUGUUAAGUUACCACCAGAAGCACACCAGGUUACCUUUACUGGCCCUGAUGCUCAAAAGAAACUUGAGGAAUACAUCAAAGGGUUUAAUGCAGGCCAACACUCAGUCCAAGACGAGACUGUUGAUGAGCAGGGCAACGUACAUAUCCGCCGCGUCACCCAGACACGUAUUGUUGCCGAGCCAGAUCAGACUCAAGAGCAUGGCUUCUCUGUCUCAGAACCCAGCACUGUGGAAACUGAGGAGUGUGAUGAGCAUGGAAAUGUGACUCGUGUCAUUCGUCGCACAGUUGUGACAAGUCAUACCAUAGAAGUUGAUCUUGACACAGGGGAGCCCAUUGUUCAGCCAAGCUCUUCCACUCCUUCCAAAUCUUCUACCUCUGCUUCCACCUCCACCUUCAGUCCUUCCAUUUCCCGAAUACCUAGACCUGUGACCAGUCCUCCUCAAUCCCGAUCCCAACAACCUGGUCCGCCCCCUGGGUUGCGCGGCCCCUGUGAGCCUGUCCCCCCCUCCCUGGAGCCCAACACAGUAUCAGGUUUAGAUGUGGAAGAGAUGAGCAGUGGGAUGGAGGGUUAUGCCAGUGAUGGUAAUGACCCCAUGACCACUACUCAUAUCACCAGGUAUGACCCUGACCCUUUACCCAUCACCACCUCCACUACCACUACUACCACCACCACCACCACCACCAGGAUCAUCCGAAGAACGAAAGAAGAAGAUGGGGAAGUGAAAGAAGAAGAGGAAAUUUUUGAAGAAUAUUGAGGAAGACUGUGAGAAGGAAUCCAUGAAGAUGUUUGCAAGAUGUGUUCCUCUCAGUCCUCCUUGUUUGUCCACCUGCCUUCUCACUUGCUAGUAAGCUGCUGCUGCUACUAUUGCCAGCAGGACCAACUCCUCCAACCCUCCACUUACAGAAUUUAGGAUUUUCAGAAAAGUCUCAUUUUCAUGUUCAUCAUCAUGCAGUCACUUUGACUGGUGGCAUUUACUUUUAUCAGCAUUCUCCAUUUGUCUUCAUCUGGAGAUAAAUGUCUAACCAGAAAAAAGAGAGCCAUAAAAAGAAGUCAUUGGCUCUGCAGUAGUAAGUGACAUCGGUUGUCAUAGGAUCUAGUCAGGGCAGAUUCAGCAAGAAAAAUACUUUUAUUAAUGAGUGAGAAAUUUUCAUGUUUAUCACCUUUUGUGUAUUGAUGCAAAUAGUAUUCUCAACAAAAAAAAUCCAACUGUAAUACAAUUCUAAGAAAGCCAUUUUUAAAAGGUGUUUGUGAAGAAUCAUAAAAUGUAAAGGUGCACACACCCUCUUUCAGCUGUCAAGGUGUUUUUAGGUUAAGGUAUGUUCCCCUUGUGAUGUGGCAUGUUUCAUCCUAGUAUAUUAUAUCAUUACCACUACUUACUACUAAAGACAUGUCAAGUACCAUUGCUAAAUCUAUAGCCACAGGAUGAAAUAGGAAGCCAAGGGUUUAAUAGAAGCUAUGUAAUCAUUUUAAUAUUCAGGCUCUUAGAAUGGUAGAAUAUUAUUGUGGCUUAUAAACAUCCAAUUAUGGGCAUGUUGAUUGUAAGAUAGCUGGAAUAUUUACACAUAAAAUUGAUCUAUUCUCCCACAGAUUGUAUUUAUCAUGUCAACAAUUAGUUUCAAAAUAGAUUUUCAUGAGCUUGGCAUGGAAUUAUGAUAUGGUUCUAAGGAAUUGAUUAUCAAUUGUAGCUACUUGACACUUAGCUCAGAUCUGUUCUUGCCUUGUUCCCCCUCAUGGUCAUAACUGGAUGAACAAUAUGAUAAUGCCUUAGCACCUACUUCUAGAUUAUUCUCUGGCCAACAAUUGUUAUCUCUUUGUUCCCUUGAGUUGUGGUUUUGACUUAGGUUCCCAGCUGAAAGAAGGGCCAUGCUGAGAUAGUUCUAUGGCCCUUGUUCAGUCUAGUGUGCCUAAUGCAAGACUCGGUAGCUCCAAGUAUUGUGGUCACUUACCAAGUUUUCAAAUAAAUGCUUAAUGUGAAAA
This is a messenger RNA of Scylla paramamosain (green mud crab), 16702 nucleotides long. RefSeq names its product ankyrin-2-like. The transcript is spliced from 42 exons. Gene Ontology annotation, cellular component: cytoplasm. Lineage: Eukaryota; Metazoa; Arthropoda; Malacostraca; Decapoda; Portunidae. Gene Ontology annotation, biological process: signal transduction. The coding region runs from base 6 to 15479 and encodes 5157 amino acids. Gene Ontology annotation, molecular function: protein binding. The record is from RefSeq and is a predicted model, not a curated record.